This is a messenger RNA of Spizellomyces punctatus DAOM BR117, 1488 nucleotides long. RefSeq names its product orotate phosphoribosyltransferase. Gene Ontology annotation, biological process: 'de novo' pyrimidine nucleobase biosynthetic process; pyrimidine nucleotide biosynthetic process; pyrimidine ribonucleoside biosynthetic process. The transcript is spliced from 8 exons. The coding region runs from base 1 to 1488 and encodes 495 amino acids. Gene Ontology annotation, molecular function: orotate phosphoribosyltransferase activity. The record is from RefSeq and is a predicted model, not a curated record. NCBI's taxonomy places the organism in Eukaryota, Fungi, Chytridiomycota, Chytridiomycetes, Spizellomycetales, Spizellomycetaceae. Gene Ontology annotation, cellular component: cytoplasm; SAM complex.
AUGCCGGUUGAGAACCCGCUUCGCAAGUUCAAAAACUUGUUCCCAUUAGUCCGCCUACCGCCAGUGUAUACUCCGCCGCCAGUACCGGCAGACCCAGCGAGAACUCCUAUUCUCUUCAUCUUUCCUCGAAAAAAGCAACACAUCACCUCACUGGAUGUCGAGUGUGUGAAAUAUCAGGCCUUCCUCGCCUUUUCAAAUUAUAACCAUGUUACCCAAGAAUGCCACGAGCCUGAGAUGUCACCGUCAGGGCAGCUACCAUUCCUGGUGACCUCGGAUGGACGUUUACUUACUGGCCGACAGAUCGUUGAGGAAGUGAAGGCAACGGUUGGCGACUUGGAAUCGAGGCUAACGGACGCUGAGAAGAACGAUGUCAAAGCCUUCACGUUCCUUGCCGAAGCAAAGCUUGAUUUCGCCUUGCUCUUCACCAUGUGGUACGAUGGCCAUAUACGGGACGAAUUCACUUUUCCCAUGUACGAGUCACUGUAUCCUUGGCCAUUAAACAAGGUCAUUUCCAGAACCAUCCGGGCACAGAAAACCGACUGGAUGCUUAGCAGACGAGCUGUAUUGAAAAAAGAUGAGAUUUUAGAUGAUGCAAGGAAGGCUCUGACCGCUCUGUCAACUCAACUGGGAAAUCAGUUGUACUUCUUCGGGUCAAAAGCGUCCUUCCUCGAUGCGGUGGUAUUCGCGUACCUGCAUAUUAUCUUAUCCCUAUUAGUAACCUCGUCCGGUGAAGUUGCGCUGCGCCAGGCUGUGUUGAAGCAUGAAAAUUUAGUGCAGGCAGAAGGAAGAUCGUUGGAAAGUCUGAGACUUGGGCACCCACUACUUGUAGAUCCCGUCGCAGUCAUGAAGCAAUACCAGAGAGACUUCAUCGCAUUUGCAAUCAAGCACAAGGUGCUCACCUUUGGGUCUUUUACGCUCAAAUCCGGCCGCACGUCCCCCUACUUCUUUAACGCUGGACUCUUCAACACUGGGGAGGCUUUGGCACAACUCGGCACAUAUUAUGCCGCUGCCCUACAAGACAGCAACCUUCCCUACGACGUCCUGUUUGGUCCCGCAUACAAAGGAAUCCCUCUAGUUUCUUCGCUUGCCGUUGCCCUCUUUAGAGAACAUGGUGUUGAUGCUCCUUACAGCUUUAACAGAAAGGAAAAGAAGGACCAUGGAGAAGGCGGGAGCAUUGUGGGCUCCCCAUUGAGGGGUAAAGUAGUAGUGAUUGAUGAUGUGAUUACGGCUGGUACUGCUAUCAGAGAAAGCUUUACGAUCAUCAAAGGAGAGGGUGCAAAUCUUUCGGGUGUGCUGAUUGCACUGGACCGUCAAGAGAAAGGGACUGGUACAGAUCUCUCCGCCAUUCAACAGGUGGAGAAGGAAUAUGGAGUCCCUGUGGUCUCGAUUGUGAGUUUGGCGCAGGUUGUAGAGUAUCUCGAGGAAGUUGGAGGGCAAGAGCAGGCUAUCCAGGACAUCAAAGUAUAUAGACAACAAUGGGGCAUAUAA